Ricinus communis (castor bean) is the source of this 1661-nucleotide messenger RNA. RefSeq lists its product as uncharacterized. NCBI's taxonomy places the organism in Eukaryota, Viridiplantae, Streptophyta, Magnoliopsida, Malpighiales, Euphorbiaceae. The transcript is spliced from 6 exons. Gene Ontology annotation, cellular component: chloroplast. The coding region runs from base 169 to 1392 and encodes 407 amino acids. The record is from RefSeq and is a predicted model, not a curated record.
CAAUCAAGAGGAGAUGAGGUUCAAAUUCAAUCUGCAAAUAAUCCAACCCCAUUUUAGCUUUACAACCAUAAAUCCCACUAAAAUAUCUUUCCUUUCCUUCUUAAUUUCUUUGUAAAGAUUUCAAUCCUGCUUGCUAAUAAAGAACCCAAUAUCGAGCCUUCAAUUUCAAUGGCAUCUGCUCCUUUACUCCAAUCAACUCCAUUGAAAUGGAAGCAAACCUUCCCCUUUCUUGAUUUAUCCCCACCUCGCUCUCUGCCUUUUAACCCUCUCAAAUCUGGUCGCGGUUUUAAAUAUAACCAAACCUUGACAAUGAAAGGUCGAAACUUUACAAAAUUUAGCCUUAAGUGUUCUUUUACUGAUAAACAUUUAACGCACUUGAAAAACAACAGCAAUGUCCCAAUUUGUAAUUCAAAUUCUACCUCAGGAACAAACCCAUUUGACAUAAUUUACAACACAUUUAUAAGAACCCUGAACUUCCUUAAAAAACCUGCAAUUGCAGCGAUUUUAGUUGGGGCUUUAUUGAUGUAUGAUCCCAACUCUGCAUUUGCUGCUUCUGGUGGAAGAAUGGGUGGGAGGUCUUUUUCGCGUUCAUCUUCUUCAUCGUCUUCUAGAAGCUAUUCGGUGCCUAGAAGUUCGAGUCCCGGGUUUUCAUACUCUGUGCCGUACUAUGCUCCGUCGCCGUUUGGUGGUGGUGGGCUCUAUGUAGGUCCUGCAGUAGGAGUUGGUGUGGGUGCUGGGUCUAGCUUGUUUUUUAUUUUGGCAGGUUUUGCUGCUUUUAUGUUGGUUUCAGGGUUUCUUUCUGAUAGGAGUGAAGGUGGGGUACUUACUGCCACUGAUAAAACUUCUGUUCUUAAGCUUCAGGUUGGAUUGUUAGGCAUGGGGAGAGCUCUUCAAAGGGACCUUAAUCGAAUUGCAGAAGUUGCAGACACAUCCUCAUCGGAGGGUCUGACCUAUGUUCUGACAGAGACGUCGUUGGCUUUGCUCCGGCAUCCUGAUUAUUGCAUCUCUGGUUAUUCAUAUGUGGAUGUGAAGCGAAGCAUGGAUGAGGGCGAGAAACGUUUCAAUCAACUUUCUAUUGAAGAAAGGGGUAAAUUUGAUGAAGAGACACUUGUUAAUGUAAACAACAUAAAGAAGCAAAGCACAAGCAGCAAAAGCGCUAGUGGAUUCAGUAAUGAAUAUAUUGUGAUAACACUCUUAGUGGCUGCUGAGGGAGUACAUAAACUACCAACCAUCAACGGCAGUGGAGACCUAAAGGAAGCAUUGCAAAAACUCGGUUCUAUUCCUAGCAGCAAAGUACUUGCAGUUGAGGUAUUGUGGACCCCUCAAAAUGAAAAUGACACGCUAACAGAGCGUGAGCUACUUGAAGAUUAUCCACUUUUGAGGCCUCUAUAAAAGAUUUACAGAGUUAACUUGGAUCUCCCAAUUACAAAAGACAAUUAAUACAAAGCCAUGAUAUAGAAAGUAUAUACUUGUCUCUUAUUGAAAAGACGGCAUGAGAUUGUAUUGAAUUAUUGAAUGUAUAAAGAGAAAAGUUGUAUAUACGGCAAUGUACUAGCACUUCAGUAGCUACAAAAAGUACCAAAAAUUUUGAGAAUUGAAGUGUAUGAGUGAAGGUUUGAAAUGUAAGUGUGGAUAAAAAAGUAGUGUCUUUAGUUGUUCUA